Molecule: messenger RNA, 1637 nt
Organism: Psammomys obesus (fat sand rat)
Lineage: Eukaryota; Metazoa; Chordata; Mammalia; Rodentia; Muridae
Gene: Pdk1
Product: pyruvate dehydrogenase kinase 1
Exons: 11
Coding region: 176-1483 (435 amino acids)
Biological process (GO): regulation of glucose metabolic process; protein phosphorylation
Cellular component (GO): mitochondrion
Molecular function (GO): pyruvate dehydrogenase (acetyl-transferring) kinase activity
Source: RefSeq, a predicted model, not a curated record
GGCUCCGCCCACGGGGGCGUGGCCACAGCGAGGGGGCGGCGGCCGCGGCGCCGACAGCAGCUCCCCGCCCCCGCGGCCCGCCGCGACCCGCCACGUCCCGCACGUAGCGCCCGGGCAGCGGCGUUAGGGCGGCAGGCUGGCGCCGGGGGCUCCGGCUCCUCCGGCGGGGCUCGGGAUGAGGCUGGCGAGGCUGCUGCGGGGCGGCCCGGGCGUCAGGCCGCUCUGCGCCGCCGUCCCCAGCGCCAGCCGCAGCCUGGCCUCGGGCUCGGCCUCGGGCUUCAGGCCGGCGUCGGAGCAAGGCGUUCCGGGCCAGGUGGACUUCUACGCGCGCUUCUCGCCGUCGCCGCUCUCCAUGAAGCAGUUCCUGGACUUCGGAUCAGUAAAUGCUUGUGAAAAGACCUCAUUUAUGUUUCUGCGACAGGAGUUACCAGUUAGAUUGGCAAAUAUCAUGAAAGAAAUAAGUCUCCUUCCAGAUAAUCUUCUCAGGACCCCAUCCGUACAGCUGGUACAAAGUUGGUAUAUCCAGAGCCUUCAGGAGCUGCUUGAUUUUAAGGACAAAAGUGCUGAAGAUGCUAAAACUAUUUAUGAAUUCACAGACACAGUGAUACGGAUCAGAAACCGGCACAAUGACGUCAUUCCCACCAUGGCCCAGGGUGUGACCGAGUACAAGGAGAGCUUUGGGGUGGAUCCUGUCACCAGCCAGAAUGUCCAGUACUUUCUGGAUCGAUUCUACAUGAGUCGCAUUUCAAUUAGAAUGCUACUCAACCAGCACUCUUUAUUGUUUGGUGGAAAAGGAAGCCCAUCUCAUCGAAAACACAUUGGAAGCAUCAAUCCAAACUGCGAUGUGGUCGAGGUUAUUAAAGAUGGCUAUGAGAACGCUAGGCGGCUUUGUGAUUUGUAUUAUGUUAACUCUCCUGAACUAGAACUUGAAGAGCUAAAUGCGAAAUCACCAGGACAGACAAUACAAGUGGUUUAUGUACCAUCCCAUCUCUAUCACAUGGUGUUUGAGCUGUUCAAGAACGCAAUGAGGGCAACUAUGGAGCAUCAUGCUGACAAAGGCUUCUAUCCACCCAUUCACGUUCAUGUCACACUGGGCGAGGAGGAUUUGACUGUGAAGAUGAGUGACCGGGGAGGAGGUGUUCCACUCAGGAAGAUUGACAGACUUUUCAACUACAUGUACUCAACGGCACCCCGGCCUCGUAUGGAGACGUCCCGUGCAGUGCCCCUGGCUGGUUUUGGUUAUGGGUUGCCCAUAUCACGCCUCUACGCACAGUACUUCCAAGGAGACCUUAAGCUGUAUUCCUUAGAGGGCUACGGGACUGAUGCCGUUAUCUAUAUUAAGGCUCUGUCGACAGAAUCCAUCGAAAGACUCCCUGUGUAUAAUAAAGCUGCCUGGAAACAUUACAGAACCAACCACGAGGCCGAUGACUGGUGUGUCCCCAGCAGAGAGCCGAAAGACAUGACCACAUUCCGAAGCUCUUAAGUGCACGUGGACGCCUGGAAAACCCAAAUGUUGUUGAUGCUAAAUUGGGAAGAGAUGUGUUUGGAACCACUUUGCACCAAUAUGUCAUGUGUGAUUUUCACAAUUCGUGUUUGCUAAAGCUCCUAAAGGAUCAAUUAUACCAGCUUCACUCUGA